AUGGCAUCACCAGGGUACGAGCAUGAGGAUGCUUACGACAGCGGCAUGCUGCCCGUGGGCUCGCUUCACCAAAUCUACUUCGAGCAAUAUGGCAAGAAAGACGGGAAACCAGUGAUCUUCCUCCACGGAGGUCCAGGUGGCUCCACAUCCAUGGAAAACACCGCAUUCUUCGACCCAGCCGUCUAUCGCGUCGUGCUCAUGGAUCAAAGAGGUGCCGGCAAAUCAAAACCACAUGCAGAAGUGAAGGAAAACACUUCUCAGCAUCUGGUCUCUGACAUUGAAGCCUUACGAUCACACCUUGACAUCUCGAAGUGGCACAUGGUCUUUGGAGGGUCCUGGGGUUCGACACUCGCACUACUCUACGCUCAAACGCAUCCGGAGGCUGUGGGAUCGCUUGUACUGAGAGGCAUCUUCCUCGGCAGGAAGAUCGAAUUCGACUGGUCUUUUGGUCGAUCUGGUGUGGCAAUGCUGUAUCCUGACGCCCACGAGAAACUGAUCAGUCAUAUUCCGGAAGAGGAACGUAGGGGAAAGUUGGCGGAAGAUCUGCCUCGAGCAUACUUCAGUCGCUUUACGUCGAGUGAAGUCAGUGUGAGAAGGGCGGCGGGUAAGGUCUGGAAUGCGUAUGAACUUCGGUUGAGCAAAGUCGAUGUGCCUGCGAGUGACUUGGAGAAGGUGGAGGAUGAUGACUGGAGUUUGUCGCACGGGAUCAUGGAGAGUCAUUACUUUAUGAACGGCCUUUUCGUGAGGGAUGGACAGCUAUUGGAGAAGGAGAAUGUAGAUAGGAUGAGGGAGAUUCCCGGCACGAUUGUCCAAGGACGACUGGACUUGGUAUGCCCUCCGCGAUCAGCAUGGGAUUUGCACAGAGCGUGGCCGGAGGCGGCGAUGCAUAUGAUCCCAGCCGCUGGACACAGUGUCAAGGAACCGGGCAUCUUCAAGAAGCUCGUGGAGAUCUGCGAUGAAUAUGGCAAGCAUGAUUUCUCUUGA
Messenger RNA from Zymoseptoria tritici IPO323, 984 nucleotides. RefSeq lists its product as uncharacterized. Gene Ontology annotation, biological process: proteolysis. The record is from RefSeq and is a predicted model, not a curated record. The coding region runs from base 1 to 984 and encodes 327 amino acids. Gene Ontology annotation, cellular component: cytoplasm. The transcript has 4 exons. NCBI's taxonomy places the organism in Eukaryota, Fungi, Ascomycota, Dothideomycetes, Mycosphaerellales, Mycosphaerellaceae. Gene Ontology annotation, molecular function: aminopeptidase activity.